Molecule: messenger RNA, 6241 nt
Organism: Seriola aureovittata
Lineage: Eukaryota; Metazoa; Chordata; Actinopteri; Carangiformes; Carangidae
Exons: 14
Coding region: 481-2940 (819 amino acids)
Molecular function (GO): protein binding
Source: RefSeq, a predicted model, not a curated record
CCUGACAGAGGACAGGAGAGAGAGGGAGGGAUGCUUCAGAUAAAAGCGGCAGCGGCAGGACCCAGUCCGCCCUCAUCCGGAUCAACAAAACCCGAAUAAACCAGAGAAGCUCCAGCUCCUACCGGACUCUACCCGUUUCUGCCGGACUGUACCGGACUCUACCGGACUCUACCGGACUGUGGACCCGCUGCGGCUCGUAGCAGGAGGAGCUGCAGGCGGAGGAUCAAGUCUGGAUUCCUCCCAAUGGACUAAUCCUGGGACCAGGACCUGGUCUGGGAUCAGUCGUGUAGCUGUGGACCCUCAGGUGUGGGACAGGAUAGGUCUCGUGGUGUGAGCAGAACAGCGGGAGUCUGCAUCAGCUUCAUCCAGGACCAUGUCACAGUCCAGCCCUGUCAAUCAGCUGUAGAUGAGACUCACCUCCCACUGACCAUCUGGAGGAAGUUCAUCAUUUAGCCAGCACUUCCUCCAGCCCAGUGCACCAUGGGAUCUGCAGUCUUCUUCGUGCUCCUCCUCUUCCUUGUGACAUCAUCAGUGUGUGCUGGGCUGGGCGUGGCCAGCCAAGGUGGCGCUGUGCUGUGCCCUCUGCAGUGUGUGUGUGAGACGCGGCCAUGGUACACACCACAGUCUGUGUAUCACCAGGCCAAGACAGUGGACUGUAAUGAACUCCAUCUGCAGAGAGUACCAGCCAACAUCUCAUCUGACACACAGGUGCUGCUGCUGCAAAGUAACAACAUCUCAUCGAUCACUACUGAACUACAGAGCCUGACCAACCUGACAGAGCUGGACCUGUCACAGAAUCACUUCACCCAGGUGAGCUCUAUUGGUCUGUCCUCUCUGGGCCGGCUAGUCACUCUGUACCUGGAGGAGAAUCGCAUCGAGGAGUUGGAGGACUUCAGUCUGAGGAACCUGUCCAGUCUGGAGGAGCUCUACAUCAACCACAACCACAUCUCAUCCAUCGGACCCAAAGCCUUUGCCGGCCUCACCAACCUGCUGCGGCUCCACCUGAACUCCAACCGGCUGGUGGCUAUCGACAGCCGCUGGUUCGAGUCCCUGCCAUCCCUGGAGAUCCUGAUGAUCGGGGAGAACCCCAUCCUGGGCCUGGAGGAGAAGAACUUCCUGCCCCUAUCCCGUCUGCACAGCCUGGUGCUGGCUGGAAUGGGACUGGCCUCCAUCCCCUCCGCUGCCUUCCUGGGCCUGGACUACCUGGAGAGCCUCUCCUUCUACGACAACCGGCUCAGGUCUGUGCCCCGAGAUGCUCUGAGUGUACUCCCUAACCUGAAGUUCCUGGACCUGAACAGGAACCCAAUCAGCAGAGUCCAGCAGGGAGAUUUCCAGAACCUCCAGCACUUGGAGGAGCUCAGCCUGAACAACAUGGAGGAGCUGCUGAUGGUGGAGCGAGCUGCUUUCCAGAACCUUCCUGAAAUCGCCAAACUGGAGCUCUGCAACAACCCACGGCUGUCGUACAUUGACCCUCAGGCCUUCAGUAACCUGUCCUCCCUCCGGACUCUCCUUCUCCAUAAUAACCAGCUCAGCCUCCUCUCUGGAGACCUCCUCUCCUCCCUCCCAUCCCUGGAGGAGGUGUCUCUUCACUCAAACCCCCUGCGAUGUGACUGUCUCUCCUCCUGGGGGCCUCACCUCGGAAACCAAUCACAUCUCAAGCUUCUGGAGUCAUCUGUCACUCUCUGCUCCUCCCCACCUCACCUCAUUGGUCGGGAGCUGCAGGAGGUGGUGGCGGUCGGGUGGGGUGCAGCCGGCGGGGGCGGGGCCAACAGCUGCCUGCCUCACAUCUCACCUCACUCCUUCCCAACGGCCAUGAAUGUCAGCGCUGGGCAGCCAAUCACACUAGAGUGCUGGGCAGACGCUGACCCUGCCCCCCAGUUUUACUGGGUAACGCCCACUGGAGACAAGGUGAGCGCUGAGGCAGUGGCUGAACCAAUCAUAUCAGAGGUGGGGCGUGGCCUGACCAGGAAGAAGAAGAAGCAUCGUGUGUCGGACCCCGGAGCGUUGGUGAUCGAACACGCCGAGCCGUCAGACACAGGUGUGUAUACCUGUGUAGCGUGGAACAUGGAGGGAGCAGACACGAAGAGCGUCUCAGUGUUUGUGGACUCUCAGGGGUUUGUGGGCUGGUGGUCGGACGGGGAGACCCGGUGGGAUGGAGAGUCCAGCAGAGAGCAGCCCUGGCUGGGGAGCUCGUCCAGCCCUGAAGCCUCUCUUGUGGUUCUGGCUAAGGUGGUUCACGCCCAGUCGGUGGUGUUGGAGUGGAAGUUGUAUCCCAGUGGAGGAACUUCGUCUGUGGGUCAGAGCCAGCAGGACGCCCCCCUCCCUCUUCCCCGGUGGACCAGCGCCACUGUGCACAUAGACAACCCUCAGAUCAGCUACACUGCCAAAGUCCCAGUCGAUGUUCAGGAGUAUAAUCUGACUCACCUACUUCCUGCCACAGAGUACCACGUCUGCCUCACCGUCUCCUCCUCGCCUCCCUCCGUCACCCCUCCCUCCUCCCCUCCCAGCUCCUCCCCCACCCCCACCUCUUCUUCCUCCUUCCCUUCCUCCCCCUCCGCUCCUGUCCACACCUCCUGCCUGAACGUCACCACUAAGGAGGCGGGCUUCUCUGUGGAGCUGGUGGCAUCACGUCGCAGCAGUGUGGCGUUGGCGGCCGUCAUGGGCUCCAUGUUUGCUCUGUCCAUCAUGGCUCUGCUGGUGGUCUACAUGGGCCGUCGUGUGCAGCAGCACAAGUCCUGCGGCCACUCGCUGAAGAAGUAUAUGCAACACGCCACAUCCAUCCCACUCAAUGAGCUGUACCCGCCACUCAUCACACUGUGGGAGAGCGAGGCCGAGAAAGACAAGGACGACAAAGAGGAGGAAGAGGAGAGGGUGGGAGGAGAGAGGGGGGAGGAGGCAGGGGGGAGUCAAAUCGACACGACAAAGACGUACAUGUGGUAGCUGGAGGAGGGGGGGAAGAAAGAGACAUUCACGGGGAGGGGGGUUAUGGAGGGGCGAGGAAGGAGAGAAGAGAACCUGGAUGGAUGAAAUCAAAGAGAGAAGCGCCUGACAGUAAACAGAAGGGUAAAAACAAACACAUGUGACUGCUGAGGAAGAGAGGGAGGAAAAAACUGAUGAACAGAUAAAAACAUGUCACGCAUCAGAUCCUUAAAGGACCAUUCUGGUGUUUCUGUCUUAUUUUAGCCCAUUAAUCACAAAUCACAUUCCUGAUCAUCAUCGUCAUCAUCAUCUUCCUUCUGUCAGCUGAUCGUCGUUUUCACUGCAGUUCUGUGGAAACUGAUUAACAUCAGGUCAUCAGUCAGAGGUUCGAUUCUUCUGAGUGGAUUCAUGGAGGUUUGUUUCAGUUUCAUAUGUCACUGUUACUGCUGCAGCUGUUGAUCCUGUUGAUCAGCUGUUAAACUACAAACACUAACUUCCUGUUGUUAUAAGAUCACCUGUAUGCACCUGUCCCUCUCACCUCCCUCCUCACAGUGUAAUCCUCUGGAUUACAGACAUACUCUCUGCAGGUAGAAACCAGACUAAAGUGUCCAAAUCUAUUUUUACUGCACAGAUAAAGGAACAUGAGUCCAGUCUGGAAACACUGAUGGAGACACUGUUUCUGACCAGUCUAUCACAGGACUGACAGUUAGAGACAAACAGUCAUUCAGACUCACAUUCACACCUGCGAACAAUUUAGAGUCAGCAGUUAACCUACAUGCGUUCACACACAGAUGCAGUGGAGAGACAGUGAGCUGCUAGCCGGCCUGCUACUGGUAAAACAGAUCUGUCAGGUUUCAUCCCAGAGUUGGUGCUCCUAUGAAAGUGUCUCCGUGUGAGAUCCUUCAAUCGGUGAUUGUGUGUUUUUGAAACUUAUCUCGGAGCUGUAACUCACUCUUCCAUUCCCAUGCGCAGUGUAGCUGCUGUGUUUCUGGUUUAACAACCUUUUUUUACAGUGUCUGUGCUCCAAAAGAUGUUACAGUAGGAAGAGAGGUGAAAAGUAGCAGGUUCACUCAGGUGUUGUGUUUACAUCACUGCCAAGCUGAUAAAUACCCGUGUCUACAGCAGAGUCAUUUGACACCGGUGUGAAUGUUUAUUGAACCCUUUUCCGUUGCCAGCAAAAGCUCAAUGUUGGUGGGUCUCAGCAGGUUUUUUGACCAGUGGAAAAGGGGCUUGAUGAGAAGAUUAAAUUAGAUCAUAAAUUUGUCUUAAAGAGAUUUAAUGGGCUGAAAUAUAAAAACUCCAGAGCGAUUCUUUCUCCAGCAGAACUCUUCUCAGAGAAUGUGAACUGUUGUCCUCUGAGUCCAGAUGUUUUCUGAGUCCAGAUGUUUUCUAUUUUCAGAUCUCAUCUCCUUCCUCUCUUCCUGAUUUUCUUCCUUCCUUCCUUCCUUCUCUCCUCUUCCCUCUCCUCCCUGUCAAGCACACUGACAGUAGCUGUACUGUUGGAGAAAUCUGAUUAAUGUAAUUUAGUUCAUCUGAUGAACCUGAAUGCAGCACUGACACUCAGCACAGGUAAACUUCACUUUAACUCUUUCACAGUUGCACUUAAAGGUCCCAUAUUCACCUGAACUUCUCACCUUUCAUUUGUUUUAUUAUUGUUGGUCUGCAGUCUGCAGAUCUUCAAUCUGCUGGUCUUCAGUCUGAAUACGGGACCUUUAAUCGUCCUGUCUCCAUCAGCAUGAAUGCAUCACUAUGAUUAUUAUAUUUUAUAUUUGUUGUGCAUCAGGAGUGUACACAGUGGUGAGGACGGGUUCAGGUCAAAGCUCAGUCACUGACACCACUGUUACAUCCAUGUGAAGAAGUCCGACUUUAUCGACAGCCUAUGUACAGACACUGACAGUCACCAUGUUGUGCUUCAGUUUCAGUCACUCACUGUGACACUGAGUUCUUCUGGGUCUGUCAUUGACAUGGAGGUGGGAGGUGGAGGGUGGAGGUGGCUGGAGGAGGGUGGUGCUGCAUGCCUUUGCACUCAUAUUUAGGACUGUUUGUAUAAAAACCACGUCUGUGUGACGACCUGCAAACUGCUUCAGUGAUGAUGAAGUGAGUCUGUUCACCCUGAGACACAAGAAACACCUCCACUCAGUAUCAUGCACAACAAACAACAACAUUUAUAUUAAGUGAACAAGUUAUGAUAAAAUCUGUUAUUAUUAAGUUCAGUUCUAGUGUCUUUAGGGAGAAUAUAUAUAUAUAUAUAUAUAUAUAUAUAUAUAUAUAUAUAUAUAUAUAUAUAAUCAAUAACGACAACAACAGUUACCUACAGCCAAAGUUUAGUUUUUGUUGGUGAGUGGAGAGUAUGUCUGUGGACCCACAGCAACUGGAGAGAAACAGUCACUUCCACCAUCUAAAGACUCAAUAAACAUCAACCUGGACUCUGAGUGAAACCUCUGAAACUGAUUGAUCCUCAGCAGUUUGCAGGUUUGUCGUUCAGAUUUUCAGCCAAAUAUUCGCUCAGCUGUCUGUCAACCAAAACACUUCAGGAACACCCAAAGGAAGCUCUGGGCAUUUUACACAACAUGUACUGUACAUACAAACAUCAUUUACUGUUAAACAGAUGUUUCUCUGCUCCUCUGGUCACAGUUUUCUAAUACACUGACCUGAAACUGUUGUUUCUGAAGAUGUCGCUGUGAACUCUGGGAAAUUAAAACUGAGAAAAUAAUGUUGAGGUGAACUAAUAAUGAUAAUAAUCAUCCAUCAGUCCAACUUCCUAAAUCAGCUAUAAGAUGAAUUGACUUUUUGUUUUUGCAUGUGUGACUUUUAGUUUGUUUUCAGCUGAGAGGUUUAAAAACACAAAACUCUGAUUCUGAUUCUGAGUCAGAGACUGACUUCUUUUCUCUGACCUCUAACCUUUAAGCUUCAUCCUCGACCUCAGAAACACAAAGUUCACUCACUUGGUUUUUCUGGAGCUUUCGAUAACAGAUGUUUUUCAAAGCUGAUCAUUGAUUGAUUGAUUGAUUGAUUUCCCUGAGUUGUUAAAACAGUGAUGAUCAGUCUGAAACCUCAGAGCAACGGCGCCCUCUAGUGUCAAUCACAGUCAACAAUGGCACAACACACUUCACGUCAUUUAAAUUAAACUUGACAGUAAUAUGCAGGGUAUUUUGUACAAAGUGUAUCGCUCUAUAUUUGAAGAAACUAUUGCUUAUAUUAUUAUUAUUAUCAUUAUUAUUAUUAUUACUCAACACUGAGCACCAACUGUAACUAAAGAUGUGUGUGUGUAUGUGUGUGUGGGAGGGGAAGAUAAUAUAAAUACACACUUUGUCACUCCACA